This is a messenger RNA of Priapulus caudatus, 6931 nucleotides long. RefSeq names its product diacylglycerol kinase theta-like. Gene Ontology annotation, molecular function: ATP-dependent diacylglycerol kinase activity. The coding region runs from base 235 to 3081 and encodes 948 amino acids. The transcript has 22 exons. The record is from RefSeq and is a predicted model, not a curated record. NCBI's taxonomy places the organism in Eukaryota, Metazoa, Priapulida, Priapulimorpha, Priapulimorphida, Priapulidae. Gene Ontology annotation, biological process: intracellular signal transduction; diacylglycerol metabolic process; lipid phosphorylation.
GCGCGGAAGAGGAGCGCUACGGUAGCAUUCACUUCUGUGACUGAUCAGGAUGAAAAGCCUGUGGAAAUAACCCCUUGAUCGUUUCAAAUGUUCAGUGGAAUGGUCGAGAUAUCAAUAGACACCUUCUCAUUGAUGUGCAUCGGUUAAUAGUGUGUGAUCCUACCGUGCAUACCUUGUACCAGCGGGUAAAACCAAUGUGACAACAAGCUGGAGGCGACAGGAGCGACAGUGAAUAUGGCGGCCUACGACCUGGAUAGCAUUAGAGCUAGCGCGGAGAUGGAGCCGCCACAAGAUUUGGAGCAUGGACAUGGACAUUUCUUCACUAAAAAGACUUUUCACAAGCCAACAUAUUGUCACCACUGCACAGAUCUUCUGUGGGGCCUCAUCGGACAGGGAUACAUCUGUGAAGUGUGCAACUUUGUGGUUCACGAUAGGUGUCUGAAGACUGUUGUCUCACCAUGUUCCAGUAUAGCCGUUAACCUAAUAAAGAACCCGGUUCCACACUGUUGGUCAGAGCCUGGCCACUUCAAACGGAAAUUUUGUAAUGUCUGUCGGAAACGGCUAGAAGAUAGUUGGGCAAUAAGAUGUGAAAUAUGUGAAUAUUAUGCCCACUUAGAAUGUCAAGAUUUUGUCGUUAGUGACUGCAAAGAGUGUGCGACCUAUAUUCCAAAUAGAGAAAUUGCCCAAGUUGUUCAGCUCCAUCACUGGAGAGAAGGCAACUUGCCGGCCAAUUCCAAAUGUUUACUAUGUAAAAAGACGUGCUGGUCAGCGGAGUGCCUGGCUGGUAUACGCUGCGAGUGGUGUGGAGUAACGGCACAUGCGGUGUGUUACAAGAUUCUCCCUCCAGAGUGUAACUUCGGCAGCUUGCAGAACAUCAUGUUACCGCCCAGUGGCGUGACGAUUCCACGGACGGAUCUACCUAUGGAAACCAUCCUUGGUGUCAGCAUAAGCAAGCAGAAGGCACUGUCACCAGCUCGCAGCAUGUCAGAGGAGUGGUCAUCAAGUGGUGACCUGAAGAGUGCCACCCGUGACUAUGAUGAAUACCCAACUAUAUCCUCGACUGGCAGCACAAAAGACAAGGACAAGGAUAAGGAUAGAGAUGAAGAAUUAAUAAAGGUGUUUGAUGGAGAUUCAUCGUUGAAGCGACGGCAGUUUAGGACAAUAACGGUCAUGAAAUCAGCGAGUGCUCAACAGAUUUUGGAGGCUGCACUAAGAACAUUCCACAUCACAGAUGACCCUAGGAAGUACUAUGUAACUGAGGUCGUCGACAAAGCAGAGGGCACUGAGCGUGAGCUAGAUGAGCAGACGCCACUCCGCAACUUGCGGCGCCGGGACGCCCGUCGACCUGCCAUUUUUCUGCGAUAUAAUGAAAAGGACCCAGACAGAGGUUACAUAAAGGUCUAUCCUGGUACACUAAGGGUUGCCGUGCCAUAUAAGAACAUUCCUGUGACAAGCAACACGUCCGCUGACCAGGUCAUCUCUUAUGCACUGAAAAAGUUUGGAAUGGACAGUGCUGAGCCGGGAGACUAUAAACUUGUCGAGGUGUUGUUAGAACGCGGAAUACAACAAAGAGAGUUAACAAGAGAUGAGUGCCCAUGGCAAAUUAUGCAACAAAUUAGGAAGGAAUCUCUUCACAAAAUGCAAGUAACGAGGUUUUACAUCCAGCAAGUGAAAGACCCCCACGGGCCAUCUAUAUCCCUGUUCGUCGGGAAGCUGCCAGAAAGUCUCUCGCAGAGGCAAUAUGAAACCAUUUUAGUCAAACUCUUAGGCAAUGAUUUAAAGUAUAGCACCAUCGGUCCAAUAUACUAUGAGUUUGGAUCGCUGGUGAUCACAUACGUGAAUGGUGAAAGGGCUGUGAAGGCAUUUGGAAGGUUACAGGAAGCCAUGUAUGAUGACAAGCAGUUGCUGGUCCUGCUCCUGCCAAACAUACAGGCGCAUAUGAUUCCGACACACGUCUUGCCUCUGCUGGUGUUUGUGAAUGUAAAGAGUGGGGGCUGUCAGGGCCUGGACCUAAUCACUUCCUACAGGAAACUUCUCAACCCUCAUCAGGUGUUUGACUUGGAUAAUGGCGGCCCUUUAGCCGGCUUGUAUGUUUUCCGCAACAUAAAGAAGUACAAGAUCAUGGUGUGUGGAGGAGAUGGCACCGUAGGAUGGGUGCUGUCCUGCCUGGACAACGUCGGCCAAGACUCUGAAUGCCCUUCACCGCCGUGUGCGAUUGUACCCCUGGGCACAGGCAAUGACCUGGCGAGGGUGCUGCGCUGGGGGCCUGGCUACACCGGAGGUGAAGAUCCUCUCAACAUGCUGAAGGAUGUGAUCGAUGCUGAGGAGAUUCGAUUAGACAGGUGGACUGUUGUGUUUCAUCCGGACGAGAAACCAGCAGAUGACACCAAAUCGCUAACAUCACUAGGCAACAGCAAUCCACAGAACACGGAGGACACGACGUCCAUGUUUGUGAUGAAUAACUACUUUGGGAUUGGAUUGGACGCUGACCUCUGCCUUGACUUCCAUAUGGCCAGGGAGGAGAACCCAGACAAGUUCAACAGCAGGUUGCACAACAAGACGGUGUACGUCAAGAAAUCACUACGCAAGAUGUUCAACCGAAAGUCGUGCAAGGACAUGCAGAACCAGAUCAGGCUUGAGGUGGAUGGCCGGCACGUAGAGCUGCCGCAGUUGGAAGGAAUUAUCAUUCUCAACAUACUCAGCUGGGCAUCAGGAGCUAACCCGUGGGGGCCACAGAAGGAGGACCAGUUCAGCAAGCCGAACCACUACGAUGGUAAUCUGGAGGUGGUUGGCGUCACAGGAGUCGUGCACAUGGGUCAGAUACAGAGUGGCCUGCGUGGCGGUGUGAGGAUUGCACAAGGUGGACACAUAAAAAUCUGGCUGUACAAUGAUUUACCGGUGCAAGUGGAUGGUGAGCCGUGGAUACAGUCGGCUGGGCAAGUCGUGGUGCUUCGCUCUGCGCUAAAGGCUACUAUGCUACGCAAGCCCAAGAACAAAAUCAAGCGACGGUACACGGAGUCAGAGGUAACAGACAAAAUGUCAGAGCUGUCGGUUGUAACAGGUGAUGAUGAGUCCAUGUAAGAGGAUCUUGUGUGGACAGUCACGUGACAGUCGGGCCAUGCACAGUCAGAUCAUGGGGAAGCCGUUCCCGAAGCUCAUGAAGUGAUGGUAAAAAACAGGGUUUUGCAGAGAUUUCCAGAGAGAGGUUUGCCACCCGAAAAAUAUUCGGUGACUAGAUCUGGCAUCAAGUAAUCGUGGCAGACUCGGCCAAGCUCCCUGUAGGUUUGUUAAUGAACCGAAACUGUUGAUUAAAUUUCUGCGCAACGUGUGGACUUACCAUUUUAAAUUUCGAUAAUUGAUUACAAAUAACUUUGUUAAAAAUUAUUGCAUUAUUGUAAGGUCAUCACUCUGUGCUAACCCAAGUCAUUUCUUGGUUCGGUUGUGGUAACCGCGUGACGAGUAUGUAGGUGUGACUUUAAUAAAAAGGACGUCUGCAUUUGGCUGUCUGUCACAAGCAAAAUUCUCUGUGAUUGACUGGCAGGUGCACAGGGGUCGGGCCUAUUUGUCGCCGCAAUAGGCUCCAAGUUAUUAUCAAGAAGUGAUUGUAUUUACAAGAAAUGGUUGUAAAUAGGUAUGGAGAAGAGGAUAGAUACAACUGUAACGCUACCAGUGUUCGCCACGCUGUGGUGCCGUGCAGAAACUGUAGUGCAGUGACUUAUUAUCAUAUAUAUAUAUAUAUAAGUACAUCUAGGAUGAGCGUGGCUUUGCCACUGGCAGCCGAUAACGAUGACCAGACAUAAGUAAUUGAUCCCUGAUUACAAAUUGAUUACGAUACCAUGUCGCGAGCUUGUCCAAUCCAUAUUUCUCUUAACGUCUGGAUUAUACGUGUACAUGUAUAUCAAAGUUGCCUGGUUGUGUAGAGAGAUACGUUAGUGAUUGUUGAUCAGUUGUUUAUGCCUGGUGACGACCGUCUUCAUUUACGAUCUCAAUUCAGUGGUGUCGGUUUGAAGCUAUCACUUUUAAUCUAAACUUAUAAUAGUAAAUUCUGUGUAUAUAUAUUAUAUAUUUAACAAUUACCUAAUUGAUGAAUACAUAUGGGUGCAAAGCACUGAUGUAACAGUAACAUAUUAGAAUGUGAAGUAUCUGUUAGUUAAAUGCGGCCUCGACUGCAAGUUACGCUAUAACUAUAACUAUAUACAUAUAACGUACCAUAUGGUAGAAAUGCUUAUAAUUUAAGAUACUGUAAAACUUUUUCAUGUUGGAAUAGGUGUGAGUACAACUGUGUAUUAUAUUAAAGUUGUUUUUGGGUGCUUUUAUAAAUUAAUUCAUUGACUAAUAACUAAAAACAAGUAUAAUUUAGUCUGUGUUAUGUACUUCGGUACCUUUAGUGUGCGUAUGUAGGACGUGUUACAUACUUCUACUCUUGUAGGCUUAGCCUUGAAGAGCAAAGCAACUGGAUGUACAGAAGCUGCUGUUACUGUUCUCCAUGCCUACUGCUAUGUCAAAUUGCUGACCAUUAUUGAUGAUAGACGGCGCUUCUCAGGACAGAUGUGCGUACAGGUGGCUCGGCCCUAUGCCUCUAGUGUUGCUGGUUGUAUCGAAGUGGACAUCCCCAUUACAAUCACUUGACGGAACCUCGCGUGUGUCUCCCAUGGCAUGCAACUCAAAUAAACAGUCACGUGUGUGAUCGAGCAUAGCAGAUACAUGGGUGCCGUGCGCGAGAUACAGUUGUAAAGCACGGCCGAGGUUGUGGGCAGAGGUUUACUUGGAGGGGCACCCACGAUUGCGUGCAGGAAUAGAACUACCAGGGGGUCAACGGCUGUCCAUUAUCGUAUUGCUGGUAAGCCCAUAGUCACAUCUGUCCUGAGUAUGAUAUGCACCUGCGAUAUAAGAGGAGGCUGCAGAUACUAGUCGCAAUUCUAGUCUUGGACAGUCGGUCAUGUGCAACAGGAAAUGUCCCUGUUUUUUUGCUCUCUUCCACUGUUGCAGUUACGAUGCGUAUUCCAUUGCUCUGGUUUGCCCUUUACAUGUUAAAUUUUGUCUGUGUGAGUUUAAAUACAUACAUACAUACACUUUGGUUUCUGUAAUGGGAUCAAAACAUCUGAAACAUGCAUAUACGUGUUAGUAAUGCAAUAUUAAUUAGGUGUUUUUGCUAUGGGUGAAUGAUUACUUGUUUCCUGUAGCAGUAAUAUCAGAAUAGGAUGUGAAAUUUCCAUAGCUUGUCAAAUAUUGGGUCAUAGACCUGUAAACUGUAUCAACCUUCCCCUAUAUUAAUUUGUUAAUGAACAUGUUUAUGGUUUUAAAUUCUGCUAAGUCUUGGCAAUAUCAGCGCACUGUCGUGUCGACAAGUGUGCUCCUAUAUAAACUCUACCUGAUGACAUCUGGUUACGUUCUCACCAAGAUCUGUCGUUCUCUUUAAAAAAAUUCUGCUGUCACAGAUACCCAGUUGCAAUGCAGUAAUGUUGUUUUUCAAAUGUUUAUUUUCUUAAACUCUUGUACAUCUUCAUUUUCGUCAUUAUUUAAAAGCAUUCAUGAAUUUGUGAAUUUUUAAAUGAUUUUGCUAUGUAUAAUGAUAGGACUAUGUAUCGUGCCGAUGCAUAUAAAAGUAGAUCACAUUAUGAGUGAUCAUGAUUCGUAGGAGUUUAGUCGGGGCUUAGAAAAUGGUUCACUUGUCAGUCAACUGAUUGCCAUCAAGUCACACUGCACUGUUUAUUUGUUAUCAGGUCUGCUCACCCUUGAUAUUGUAAGGGAAGUGGUGAGGUGGGUUAAAUUGAUACGUUCGAGAGAAUCCUUGCAGUAGAGUGCCACCGGGCAGUGUGCAGCUGGUGCUUCCACCUGGUGGCAAGGCCUAUAACCAUGUUUUAGGCACGACGGUAACAAGGCUGGCAAGACAUCUGCUAGGCUCCAGUAAUACUCAACUACAGCAGCCAACCUGGCAACAUGACUACUCUCUCCCUCCCACUAAACUCCUGUAUUAUAUUGUAAUUGCAAGUGAACUGUUGUUGUAGUGAUUUGCAUUUUAUGCCCAUUACCAUUAGGAGCCAGUACAAGUGGAUACCGAUAGCACACCACAUGUCUCUUCCUGCAGGCAGUCAUACGGUAAUUCUUCUUCAGCUUAUGGCCGACAGGUGGUGCCGUGACUGUUUACAGCCAUGCACCAAGGCCUACAUUUGUGUUACCUGAUGCAUCAUAUUUGUGUUGUUUGCACGUCAGCUUGCCACUACAAAGGAUAUCACUUCUUUGGUGAGGUUUGUGUAUAGAUGUGAUUGAGAAGGAAAGCAAGCAUUGCGAAAAUAGUUUUUUAAAGUUUGUGGAGACAGCUAAACUAGGAAGGGAGACCGGUGCCUGUCGUAUGUAGCAAGAGCCAAAACUAUUUGCUUCUCUGAAGCCCCGGCUCGGCUCCCACAACACAAUGAUCGUCUCUGUCGGUUACGCCACUCAUGUGAUAUAUGCCACCCAGAGAGACAUGGAAACGCUGUGGACAGUCAAUGAGCGCGCGUAUGCUCUCGGAAUAUAAAUGGGGACGCAUGCAACUCGGUAUAUCCUAUCACAGCUACGCGGCAGAGUAUCCUGAGGAAUUGCAGCUGUAUUUCACGUAACAAGUGGGAUAUCUAUGUAUAUAUGUAUGUAUGUACAUGUAGGGAGAAGCGGGCAAGCACCAGUCUGUACUUCCCAGUGCUGUGACUCUAGUCAUCUCAGUGUUGUAUUGUACAGCGACAGUAUUCUGUCAACUAGCACUCUACAGGCAGGCUGCUUCGGUCAUAUUUUAACCUUUAGCCUUUAACAGGCCUACAGCUGUAUGUACUAUAACCAUCAUCAUGUUUUAAAAUUUAUUUAUUGUAAUGCUUAUUUCCUAUGGACUAUUUCUUGCAAUAAGUAUUUGAAUAUAUGUAUAUGUGAAAUAAAUAGAAACUAAAAUGAUAGACGUUUA